AUGGGGAACAGGUCGACACUGGUUGGUAUGGAAGUCCCAAUCAGUGGCAGCUGCGAUCCCGUCAAAUGGCUCGACCUCUCUGUUCCUCACUCUGAUUCACACAGCAAUGGUGUCUCUUCUGGUUCUUCACCGCCACUUCCGUUGGCUCAAUUUCCUCCACUCACUGACGACUGCGCCUCCUGCUGUCUCGUCGGAGAUCCUCCUCUCUAUUUCAUCUGGAGGAUACAUAAGGCGCAGCCAAACGUCCUAGAGUUGCUUGAGCUCUCUGCGCAGUCAGAGUUCCCCAAGAUUGGACUGCGUAUCACUUUUCCUGAUCCGCUUUCUCCUUUUGCUCAUAUCCACCAAAACCAGGAUUCGACUCUUACCAACCCAUAUACACUCUAUAUAUUGAGUGUCUCCGGAGUUGCGUACCUUAUCAAACUCAGAACAGUUCCUGCUUACUCAUCCAUAUCUAUUUUCCCAAAGGAUGAGCUGUUUGAGUUUGAUCUGACUGGUUGUUCCGUCGAUGCGCCGAUAACAAGUGUAGCCGCAUCUGCUGAAUGUCUUGUAGUUGGGCGAAAAGAUGGCUCUGCAGCUUGCUAUCGCUUUACCUUACCGAACCAUGCUGUUCCAGGUUUUGCGAAUGAGCUGCGCGAUAAUUCAUGGAUUAGCCGUUUAUGGGGUUCCAUUUCCAGGCCUAGGGCUGUAGGAUCUGUGCUGGACUUGGUGAUCAGGAAAUUGUAUAAAAUGCCAUUUUUAUUUGUGCUUCAUGUGGAUGGGGUGAUCCAGAUCUGGGAUCUGUUAAGGCACAAGAAGGUUUACAAUCGAGGCAUGAAUGUUCAAAUUUUUGAAGGCAAGACCCGUGACAAUCACUUGAAUUUUUUUUUUGUACCCUUACCUUUCAGACUAUUAGUGUCAACUAGCUAUUCAUUUAAUCAUAUUAUCUGGAAUUCUAUGGACCGUCAAACAAAACAAUGA
Molecule: messenger RNA, 957 nt
Organism: Linum trigynum
Lineage: Eukaryota; Viridiplantae; Streptophyta; Magnoliopsida; Malpighiales; Linaceae
Source: the annotation of a GenBank genome assembly